This is a messenger RNA of Salvia miltiorrhiza (redroot sage), 980 nucleotides long. RefSeq names its product dirigent protein-like. The transcript has a single exon. The record is from RefSeq and is a predicted model, not a curated record. Lineage: Eukaryota; Viridiplantae; Streptophyta; Magnoliopsida; Lamiales; Lamiaceae. The coding region runs from base 284 to 829 and encodes 181 amino acids.
AUUACGACUCAAUAUCCAAACAAAAUACAAUCCAAAUCUAAAAUUUCCUAUAAUUUAUACUUAGAUCGUGAUGCGUAGUUUUAUCAUCAAGCAAAUGAAUUAAUUUCGAAAUUCGUUUUGCCUCAAAAAAAAAAAAGAAAAAGAAUUUCAUUAACAUGUCACCAAAUUAAUUAAGAAGAAACUUGUAUAUAUAGUUUCCACUCCAAACUCAAGAAGUAGAUCACUUCUAACUAAUUGAUUUCCUCCACCACCACCACCACCGUGGCCGCCACGCACGGCGGAAAUGUCACCGAAAUCCCUAAUUCCAUCCAUGGUCUUCCUCCUGGUCCUCCUCGGCGGGUCGGCCACAAGGAGCCGGCGGCCAUGCAAGGAGCUGGUGUUGUAUUUCCACGACAUACUCUUCAACGGCGGAAACUCGAAGAACGCAACGGCGGCCAUCGUGGGAGCACCGGCGUGGGGGAACAACACCAUCCUGGCCGGGAACAACCACUUCGGCGACGUGGUGGUUUUCGACGACCCGAUCACGUUGGACAACAAUCUGCAGUCGGCGGCGGUGGGGCGGGCCCAGGGGUUCUAUCUGUACGACAAGAAGGAGAUAUUCACUGCGUGGCUAGGGUUUUCGUUCGUGUUCAACUCGAGCGAGCAUAGGGGUUCCAUAAAUUUUGCCGGCGCGGAUCCGUUGAUGAACAAGACGAGGGACAUUUCGGUGAUUGGCGGAACGGGAGAUUUCUUCAUGACCAGAGGGGUGGCCACCAUCAUGACCGAUGCCUUUGAAGGGGAAGUUUACUUCAGGCUUCGUGUUCAUAUUAAACUCUAUGAAUGCUGGUGAUCAAUAUGCUACCUCUUGUGUUCUUGCUCUUUUUUAUUUCUUUUUUUGUUAAUGGUUUGUUCAAGGUUAUUUUUUGACUUUUUUUUUUAAUAAAUCGGUUUUGUUUGAUUUUGUUUCAAGGGAAGUAAUUAACAGUGUUAUUACUUUUUCA